GGUGUGUGUUGUGUGGUCUUGUGAGACGGCGUGAGGUUGUGUGACCUUCUGUUGGUGUGGCAGUGCGACCCAGUGUGAGGGGACGGGUGCCAGGCGAGCUGCCAGCCCGAGGACCGUGUGGCCCCUGCGGCGGCUGGGUGGCCGGCUGGGUGUUCGGGGAGACGGGGCGGUCCGGGCGAGCCUGAGCGGGACUGGGAUGGAAGGGAACCUGGAGAGAGAAAGGGGGAAGGCGAGGGGUGCCCCAGCGUCAGGCCUGAGGGCAGGUGCGGAGUACGGGGGUGGCCCUCUCCGGUACAGAAGGCGGGGUUUUCCCUUCCUCUCCGGGGCUCUGCAGUUGGCGAGGAAUUGAAGAGGAAAAAGGAAGAGGAGACCUACUGUGUGCUGUUUGUCACUACGUACAACGCCUCCUGUGGAUCAUCUCGUGAUCCUCCCAGCAACUGAUAGGGAAUACGUGCCGAUUCACUGAUGAGGAGACUGGGAUUUGGUGGUUACCGAAGUCCUGGAGGUGGCAGAGCUUGAAAUUGCUCAGAAAAGUUCAGAUUGGUUUCGAGGUAGCCAUAAGCCAGGGCUACAAGCCGAGUGUUCUCUUUGGUCCAGUGUCUUCCAGACCACAUGACCCCUCUGAUGCCUACUCUGUAUAAAGAUGCCUUCCCCAAGCUCUAUUUGUCAUGACAUUGCCCUUCCAGUGAGGAGCCUGAAGGAGGAGGACAGAGAGCUGCCAUAAAUUCUUAAACUCUUAACGCCAUGUCCAAGGACUUGGUGACAUUUGGAGAUGUGGCCAUAGAUUUCUCUAAAGAGGAGUGGGAAUGGCUGAACCCUGCUCAGAGGAAUUUGUACAAGAAGGUGAUGUUGGAGAACUAUAGGAACCUGGUAUCACUGGCAGGAGUUUCAGUUUCUAAGCCAGAUGUGAUCUCACUACUGGAACACGGAAAAGAGCCCUGGAUGGUGAAGGAGGGGACAAGAGGCACAUACCCUGAUUGGGAGUAUGCACUUAAAAACAAUAAAUUUUCAUCAAAGCAAGUUAUUUAUGAAGAAUCAUCCAAAGUACUGACAAUGGGAAGAAGCCAUCUUAGUUAUAACCUUGAAUGCCCCAGUUUGAGAGGAGACUGUGGAUGUGAGGACUGGUGUAAGAACCAGGGACAUUCUAGGCAAUCGGUCACCACUCAUAAAGAAAUCCUCACUGAAGAUCAAAGUAAUGAAUAUACUAAAUCUUGGCAAACCUUCCAUCAGGAUGCAGUAUUUGAUAUAAAACAGAAUUUUCCCACCAAAGAAAGAGUACAUAAGCAUGAGCCACAAAAGAGAAGCUAUCGAAAAAAAUCUGUUGAAAUGAAACAUAAGAAAGUCUAUGUACAAAAGAAACUUUUGAAAUGUAAUGAAUGUGAGAAAGUUUUCAACCAGAGCUCAUCUCUCACUCUUCAUCAGAGAAUUCAUACUGGAGAGAAGCCCUAUGCAUGUGUUGAAUGUGGGAAAACCUUCAGCCAGAGUGCAAACCUAGCUCAACAUAAGAGAAUUCAUACUGGAGAGAGACCUUAUGAAUGUAAGGAAUGUAGGAAAGCCUUCAGCCAGAAUGCACACCUGGCUCAACAUCAGAGAGUUCAUACUGGAGAGAGACCUUAUCAGUGUAAAGAAUGUAAAAAAGCCUUCAGCCAGAUUGCACACCUGGCUCAGCAUCAGAGAGUUCAUACUGGAGAGAGACCUUUUGAAUGUAUUGAAUGUGGAAAGGCCUUCAGUAAUGGUUCAUUUCUUGCUCAGCAUCAGAGAAUUCAUACAGGAGAGAAACCUUAUGUAUGUAAUGUUUGUGGGAAAGCCUUUAGCCAUCGUGGAUACCUAAUAGUACAUCAGAGAAUUCAUACUGGAGAGAGACCUUAUGAAUGUAAGGAAUGUAGGAAAGCUUUCAGCCAAUAUGCACACCUUGCUCAACAUCAGAGAGUUCAUACUGGAGAAAAACCUUAUGAAUGUAAGGUGUGCAGGAAAGCCUUCAGCCAGAUUGCAUACCUUGAUCAACAUCAGAGGGUUCAUACUGGAGAGAAACCCUAUGAGUGUAUUGAAUGUGGGAAGGCCUUUAGCAAUAGUUCGUCACUUGCACAACAUCAGAGAAGUCAUACUGGAGAAAAACCAUAUAUGUGCAAGGAAUGUAGGAAAACUUUUAGCCAGAAUGCAGGCCUUGCUCAACAUAAGCGAAUUCAUACUGGAGAGAAACCUUAUGAAUGUAACAUUUGUGGAAAAGCCUUUAGCUAUAGUGGAUCUCUUACUCUACAUCAAAGAAUUCAUACAGGAGAGAGACCCUAUGAAUGUAAAGAUUGUAGAAAAUCUUUCAGGCAGCGUGCCCAUCUUGCCCAGCAUGAGAGAAUUCAUACCAUGGAGUCAUUCUUGACUCCUUCCUCUCCCUCACCCUCUAUGUCCAGUCAGUUGCCAAGACCUGUAGGUUUUAUCUCCUAACUAUGCCUUGAAUCAGACUCCUUUAAUCCAUUUCCAUUCCAUUAUCUUUGUCCAAUACAUGGGAAUCUAUUUCAUGUGGACUAUGGAAAUAACUUUCUGAUUGGUCUUCCUGUAUUUACCAUUUCCUUUGUCAGUUGCCUACAUUGCAAUCAAACUUGUAUUUUAAAAGUUUGAUGAUAUCACUUCUUCAUUGGUAUCCCAUAGUUCUUAGGUUAAAGCACACAUCCCUCAAAAUAGCUUAAAAGACCCCCUGUCCCAGAUACCUUGUUCCAUUAUACUUUCCAAAGUACUAUUUCAUGUAAAAUCCAUCUGAUUCUUUGGAUAACUAAGAACUCCUAUUCCAGCAUCAAACGGAUCUGGGUUCUAAUCCUUGUUCUUCCAUUUUCUAGCCCUCUAGUUUUGGAGAAACAUUUUGUUCUUUGUAAGGUUCAGUCUUAUUUAUAUUAUGGGAAUAAUAAUGGUACUACCUCAGAAGUUGAUGGGAGGAUUAAAUGAGAGAAUGCAUGUAACUUGCUCAGAGUGCCUAGCAUAACGUAACCACUUAAUAAACAUUACUGUAAAAUGAAGAGAGACUGUGGUAUACAAAGAAGACCUAAUCGUCUUAGCGAGGAUCAUCUAAAAAAAGCAGCAGCAGCUCAACCCUUAAGAGAUUAUAAAUAUUUUUAUUAGGAAUAGUAGUCAUUGUGGUUGAUUACAGUAGCACUGGUGUUAAAGACCAUGAUGAUAUAGAGUAAGCUCUGACUUUGUUAAGAAAAACUUCAUUAGAUAUUCAGCAGUUCUAAGAAGCCAGAUUUUAAAAAUAACUAAUAAUAAGUAGGCUUUACUAGGAUAUAUUCAACAUUUACGUUUAGACAAAAGCAAAAUAGAUAAUUUUUAAAAGACAAAAAGAUUCAUAACUGAAGAAUAGAAAAUAAAAUGGAAGUUUGAUUCCUCUCCUAAUUCCAGGUGGUUGAAUUAUAUUAAAUCUAUGUCGUUUAAAACUGAAAAGGUUAAGCUAGCUCUCUAAAUUUUAAUUCCAAAACUAGAAGGGAAAAGGAAACUAUAGAUCAGUACUCAUAAACUGGCUGCCCACAAACAUACUUGAUUUGGUAGUCAUCAAGUUUAAAAUGGAUAUCCCCAAAAUUAAAAAUACCUUUAUGUGGGCAUGUUUCCCAGUUCUCCACAGUUCAAACCACUCCUUCCUUUCCAUCUGACUUAUUUUACACUUUAUAUUACUUCCUGACUCCUGGAGGCUUUGAGUAUGCAAUCAAUUCAAAACCAAGUCACAUAGGAAUACAGGUACACAGCAAAUGGAUGCAAAGGAAGACUUGAACAGACACAUUAUCCUUCUGCAGGGGAAAAACUAUUCUAGAGAUGGUAGAGGCCCAAAGUUAAUUUACAGAUUCACUGUAUCUAACAAAAUCCCAAGAAGAAUGUUUUAAGGCUUGAAACACUCUGUGAAUGUGAACAUACACACAUAUACAUUCAUAUAGGUAAACAUAGAUAUAUAAAUAAAAGUAAUGUGUCACUGGCUUAA
This is a messenger RNA of Suricata suricatta (meerkat), 3955 nucleotides long. It is a transcript of the gene ZNF583, whose product is annotated as zinc finger protein 583. Gene Ontology annotation, molecular function: DNA-binding transcription repressor activity, RNA polymerase II-specific. The record is from RefSeq and is a predicted model, not a curated record. The coding region runs from base 745 to 2439 and encodes 564 amino acids. The transcript has 6 exons. Lineage: Eukaryota; Metazoa; Chordata; Mammalia; Carnivora; Herpestidae. Gene Ontology annotation, biological process: negative regulation of transcription by RNA polymerase II.